Molecule: messenger RNA, 924 nt
Organism: Pichia kudriavzevii
Lineage: Eukaryota; Fungi; Ascomycota; Pichiomycetes; Pichiales; Pichiaceae
Exons: 1
Coding region: 1-924 (307 amino acids)
Biological process (GO): isoprenoid biosynthetic process
Molecular function (GO): prenyltransferase activity
Source: RefSeq, a predicted model, not a curated record
AUGAGUAUUUCAUCUACAAAUGAGUCUCUUUAUUUGAAGUUGGUGGAGCCUUUCACAUAUUUACGUGAAAAUACGAAAGGAAAAGGAUUUAGAAAUACACUAUUAUCGUGUUUUAAUCUCUACUUCAACCUUGGGGAUGAUGACCUUAAGUUGGUACAAGAAGUCAUUGACAUUUUGCACAACUCAAGUUUACUAAUAGAUGAUGUUGAGGAUGAUGGUGUCAUCAGAAGGGGCGUGCCGUGUGCCCAUCGGAUAUUUGGUAUUGGUAAUACAAUCAACGCAGGAAAUAUGAUGUAUUUCAAAGCAUGGGAGAGCCUAUUGCAGCUAAACAUACCUAGAUUGAGUGAAGUUUAUGUUGCGAGUAUGAUGAAGCUACAUUUUGGUCAGGGUUUAGAACUUUAUUGGAGAGACAAUAAGAAAUGUCCUACUGAGGAGGAGUAUCUUGAAAUGGUCGUUUGUAAAACAGGUGAAUUAUUCAAACUGGGUGUCUCAAUUAUGGAAUGUGUUUCGAUAAAUAGAGGCAUGUCUUUAGACGUCCAUAUAACCGAGGGUAUCAAGAAAUUUUGUGACAUUCUUGGUAUGUUUUAUCAAAUCAAGAAUGAUGUUGAUGACUUAGUUGAUGGGGACGACGGAAUUGAGUUUGCCCAUGACUUGAAAGAAGGGAAGUAUUCCUUUCCCAUUCAGUAUUGUAUAAAUAUGAAAAAUAUGAAACUAGGAAUUGGCAAGAAAGACAUGAGUGUCAAUGAGAGACGUGUUAUCGUCACCCAAAUUGCGGAUGCUGGUGGCAUCAGAUACAGUCAGGAAUACAUGUUCCGCCUACAAGGAGAUGCACAAACAUUACUCCAUUCCAUGGCAUCAUUGUCUUCCUCAGCAAAAUGUGAUGAAAUGGUGAAGAAAUUGGUCUCUAUCGUCUCUAAGGAUUAA